AUGGCAAAGAGGCAGCAGAGGGAGAAGCGGCAGAAGGAGAGGCAGCAGAAGGAGAAGCAGCAGCAGAAGGAGAAGCAUUGGAAGGAGGAGGACGGGGCAACCCCGCAGACGAGGCCAACCCAACAGGGGAGUAAUCCUAAGCACACAUACAAAAACAGGAACGCAGAAAAACACGAACAAGAAAUAAAGGGAUGCGAAGCAGACAACACAGUGGGUCGCAUCCGAGAGAGUUUCACAAAUGAAAGAGACGCAAAGGAGUGCCCCCCCGCAGUCGUUGCCAUGCGGAUCUGUAAGAAGGACGUGCCACAUGAUCAUCACUACGAGAAGGGGGCAUUACAGAUGAGGAAAGCGAACUGUUCGUGUGACACAAAGUACGCAGGUGAAUACACUAAUGAGAGAAGCUUUGCUCCCCUGGAAGAGGAAGCGGAAGAGGAAGCGGGUCGGAUAAGGCACACCAGAAAGGAAGCCAACCGUGCGGGUAGUCCAUCCGCAGGGGGGAAUAAUCAACUCUGCGAUGAGAUGUACCGGGGUGAAUUCCUCUCCGGGAACGUAAGCGGUUCAAACGUGUUAAAUCGAUUAACCGACUUGCUCAAGCGCUGCGAUGGUGUAGAAUGUGCAACCCCAGUUGUUACGGACCCGAACGAAGGCCAGAACCCAGGAUGCCGAUGCCCCUCGAAACGGGCCCAUGUCGUAAAAAGGGGCACUACUUACCACAGGGAAGAAAAUAAAAAGAGGAACACCCCCAGUUGGGGCGACCCACAUGGUACUCCACUUAACGAAUAUCCUCACAAAAGGAAAAAAAAUGUAUCGCACUUUUGCACACAAAACUGUGAAGACAAAGCGGAGGAAAGCUCACUAGUAGGAAGGGACUCACCAAACGGGUUCUCCCCUACCCAUGGUGAGGGAAAGGAUCGUGCCGUCAUUCCGAGCAAGUACGUUCAGACGGAUCAUUUACAUAAGGUUAAGCCAAUCGGUGGAGUAUCCAUGACGGCUACCCCCUUUCCAUUAUAUCAUGGCUCCUUGGAUGAGCUCAACCUCAGUAUGGCAUCCCCUGUAGAGGGUGCUAUAGAAGAGACGUCUGAACUCGCGAGGGGCACGCCUGCUAGGAAGCCCUCCUUUGACGAGAGCUCCAGCGAUGAGGAUUCGCUCUCGGAGGAAAACUUACCAUGCGGAGCAGGGCACUGGAUGGGGAACCGACCCGAGAGGUGCACCUGCCCGUCGAAGAGGGGCACCUACCCGUCGAAGAAGUACACCUACCCGUCGAAGAAGCACACCUACCUGCUGAAGAGAUACACCUACCUGCGGAAGGGCCAGGCCUACCCGUGGGAAAUUCCCACCUACCCGUCGAACGUAUGGGCGGCGAAACGCAUGGAGGUGGCGUUAUCCGAGGGAGGAACCUCAAAUGGCAAAGGAGUAGUGGACCGAUGCGACAACGAAAGUGACGUAACGGCCGCGUCAGAUGUGCAAGAAGGGGAUGCGAUUCGGAACAGAUUAAUGAAUAGUCGACCCAUGGGUCAGGGGAGUUUGUCCCCCUUGGGGGGAGAGCAAUUGCAGAAGGGGGAGAAGAGGAGCAGCAACGAUAAGAAGAAGAAGAAGAGCAGCAACAGUAAGAAGAACAACAACAGGAACGACAACAACUACUACAGGAACGACGGAAUGGCUAGCCGGGGGGGGUCCAUUUUGAGCGAGGAGCUACCCCAGGAGUGCCUGGACAGUAUGCUGAAGACAAAUGAGGACAUAACGUUGGGAGGGGGUGGCAGUCGCGGCGGUGGUGGCAGCAGCAGCGGUGGUGGCAGCAGCAGCGGUGGUGGCAGCAGCAGCGGUGGUGGCAGCAGCAGCGGUAGUGACAGUCGCAGCGGUAGUGACAGUCGCAGCGGUAGUGACAGCCGCAACAGCAGUGACAGUCGUAGCGGUAGUGCCUCGCGCAACGGCAGUGCCUCCCGCAACGGCGAGGGGAAUGAAGACGAAAACGUGCACCCAGAAGUGGCGGUGAUGGAGAGACACAGCAGCAUCUUAGUGAACAGAGGGAUCCGGACGAAGAAGUGCGUAGAUUACUCACUGUACAACACGUACGCCAAGUCCUCCUUCCUACAGUGUGCAGAACAAGCAGAUAAUCAUUUCAUAGGGAAUUAUUUAGAUAGAUAUAACGAUGAAAAUUUUCAACAUUUGAGACAGAAAGUGAAGUUAUGUCUCUCUAGGACAUUUGCUAAUUUAAAAACGACAAGCGAAACGUGUGUACUCCAUUUCACUAAUCUUAUAUUCGAUCUGUAUAUAAGUAGAUUCAAUUCGAAGAAUGAGAUUAUUGAAAGCAUAAUCAACGAUAUCGUCACAGAGGAGAAGCAAUUCUCAGAUGUUAUGAUUCAAUUAUUGAAAGAAUUUUAUCCAAAGGUUUACAGCGACUUUGUAUAUAAAGAACAGCUAAAAGGAAAGUACAAUAUUUUAUAUAAAGAAUUAAAAGACUCAUGUGAUUUAAUUUACCAUUUUAUUGCCAUCAUAUGUCUAUUCAUUUCGCAGAAGUACUACAAUUACAGAUUAAUCUCCAUCGAUCUGAUAGCUAAAACAUAUUGUAAGAGUCACUUAGAAGGUCUACGUAAAGUAUAUUCUAGAAAUAAUGAACUCAUAAAGGAUGCCUCACCUGAUUACUACUCAGCAACACAUUUACUGGACAGUCUACUUAAAGCUAAUGAAAAUAUAAACUUUUUAAAAUUAAAAAAUGAUUAUAAUGCUACAGAGGGAGAAAUCCUUCUUCGAAUUGCUAGUAUUGAUAAUAUUUUUUUGAAGUAUAAAUCUUCUACUCUUUCUAUGGCUAUUUACGAGAUUUUAAAUUUUAAUAUUUGUAAGGACAAGAUGCAGAAGGAGUUGUUUCACUUCACCAACUUUAGGGACGACUUCUGCCUCUCGCCUCCGGCCCCCGACGGCGCAAGGGGUGCAAGGGGUGUAAGCGGUGCUAAGGAGGCUAAUGCUGCCAACCAGGCUAACCAGGCUAAUGCUGCCAACCAGGCUAACGCCGCUAACCCCGCCAACGCCGCCAACCCCGCUAACGCCGCCAACCCCGCUAACGCCGCGAACCACGCCAACUUUUCCGACUGCAAGAGGCGCCGGCAGGCGCAGAGCGAAGCGGCCGAGAAGAAAAAGAAGGACGAGCUCAAGCUCCUCAAGCGACAGGCCAGGAGCCUGGUCAUCGCGGAGGAGGAGGACCGAUUCAUCACCGCCUCCAGUUAUAUUAACCACAAGGCGCUGCUGUACCAGCUGGUCAAGCGCACCCUCAUCUGCGUCUGCUCCGCCAUCAAGAAGAAAGUCCCCAGGUACUACUACGACUCGGACUUGGACCGAACCGACAGGCUCAAGGGAUACAUAAGGAGCUUCCACAACGGAAAGCGCGCCUACCUGGACAGGCUCAGGGCGAAGCGGGAAGCAGCAAGGGGGGGGGCGGCAAAGGGGAGCGCGGCAAAGGGGGGAGCGGCAAAGGGGGGGGCUAAAGCGGACCCCUCCAACGGCGAGGCUCCAGACAAAAAGCGAAAGCGCGCGGAGGUGGCGGGGCUCAAAGCCGCCGACGACGAGCGGAAAGACCAAGACAAAUUCCAAGACAUCCCGAUUCAUUACUGCACACCCUAUGUGCUGCAGGGGGAGGAAAUCAAAAUUUAUAUAAAAAAAGACGACGAAGGGGUGGGGGAUGGACAUGGCAGUGGCGCACAGAAUGGAGACACAGGGAGGAAAAACUCGCUAAGUGCCACAAAGGGAGGAAGCAAGAAGAGCAGUGACACACAAAGGAAGAACAAAAAAAAUUACAUCAUUGGGACAAGGACGAACUCGACCGAUGAGCAUCUCGUGUUUUACUAUAACUACCUAAGCAAGCUGAGGAGUAGGCUCGUCCAAGGGCUAAAGUAUUUCCUCCGUCGAAUUAAAAGAAUUAAAAGCAGACAUGUGUGUGUGUCGUUGGUGAACUUGGGUUACCUACUUAACAAGAAGGGGCUGCGAAAGAAACGCAAGAAGGAGAGAAAAAAAAAGAACAUCUCCCUUUACAAGCAGCUAACUAACGAAAUUAAAAUUUUUUUUAUGUGGCUGUACAAGCUGACGAACAUUGAGAUCCGCCCCCUGAUCCGCUUCGCCGACCUGAAGUAUAUCGCCGGCAUCAAGUGCUACGAGAGGAGCUACGCCAGGUACGUGGCCCGGGCGCUGGGGGGGGGAGCAAAGCGGGAAGGCGGAAACCGUGAAGGGGGAAAAACUGAAUUGGGAAAAGCUGAAUUGGGAAAAGCUGAAGGGGGAAACCAUGCAGCAGACAAACGGGGCGGGAACAAACAUGGUUCGGCCAAACGGGGAUCAUCCAAACAUAGGCGCAGAAGCGCCCUCGAGAAGAAGUACGCCCAGGAGGUCUCCCAGUUCGCGGAGGCGGAAAACAAAAAAUUCUACCCCUACCUAAAGCGCAGCAGCUCCAUGGCAAACCUCACCGGGGGCCACUGCACGGGGAAGAUCAACAAAAAGGGGACGGCAAGGAAAAACGGAAAAGAAACAAAAAUUAAAUGUUCCCAAAAAGAAGGUCUCGUCCAGAACAAAACCAAUUUUUAUGAACAAACUAGCCAAAAUGCGCAAAAUGAAGAGCACGAAAUGGCUAGCUGCAAAAAAAAAAAAAAAAAUGAGCAGGGCGACGAAGGUGACGACCAAGUAGAGUGCGACGUUGUGAACGAACUGGACAUGCAAAACACACGUGACGAUUUCCUCCUACGAAAAAAGGAAUACGAAUCUUUGGAGAAGGAAAAACCUUUUCUAGAAGAACAACUAGAAGGUAACACAGGCCAGGUGUUCUCCAUGCCCCAUCAGGAUAACGCAAACAAGAUUAGUAGCGACUGGAUCACCAUCAACGACCCCCAGGUGGACGAGUGCGCCAAGGAGUUAAUGGAAUGCUUCCUCAAGUGGAAAAACAAAAAUUACAUUUCCAAAAACUGGACCUUCAACGAGUACCCCAAUUGUAAAGAAUACUAUUUUUCGCUAGUCUUUGGUGAUCUCAAAUCGUCGGAAACGAUGAAGGGCAUCGUCGAGAUGAUGCACAUGAAGUAUAACCACCUCCUAAACAUCUACAAGGAGAUUAACGUGCAGGCGGACUGCGUGGAGUACGACUAA
Messenger RNA from Plasmodium cynomolgi strain B, 5118 nucleotides. RefSeq lists its product as hypothetical. The record is from RefSeq and is a predicted model, not a curated record. NCBI's taxonomy places the organism in Eukaryota, Apicomplexa, Aconoidasida, Haemosporida, Plasmodiidae. The transcript has 4 exons. The coding region runs from base 1 to 5118 and encodes 1705 amino acids.